AUGGGGGUUGACGGCAAAGAAUCAAGAGAGGAAGAUGAAGAAUUGGAGAGAAGGGGAGGGGAGGGGAGUGUCGCGCGCCCUGUCCCGCCGUCGCGCCGCCCUCCCCCUGCCCCGCCUCGUCGCGCGCCAUACCCACCGCCGUGUCGCGCGCUCUGCCCGUCGUCGACGCGCUCGGCCUCCCCGCCAUCGACGCGCGCGGCCUCCCCGCCGUCGACGCGUGCGGCCUCUGUGCCGUCUCCGCGCGCGCGCGUCUUGCCCACCGCCCUCCCUCUCCCCGGCCGCCCUCCCUUACCCUCUCGUAAGGCGUCCUGCCUCACCUCCCUGCAGGCGCCUUCCCCUCCCCUCAUGGUGCGCCUUCUUCUGCCGCUUUUGCACCACCUCCUCCUUCUCCCAUCACCCCAUCCGCCUCCUCUCCCUCCUCCUCCACUCUUCAUUCCUUCCUCCCUUCGUGCCUCUCCUCCCUUCCUCCACCUCCUUCCCCUCCGCAUCUGCCACCUGGCUACGUGUCACUGGUUGCCACUUGGUGAUCGUGACCCUACUUCUUCCUCACACUCCGCUCCUUCACCCUCCUCCUCCUCUUCUCUCUCCCUCUACUUCCCCCACCAUCUCACCUCUUCCUCCGCCUCUCUUCUCUCCCUAUCUGCUGCAGCUGGUAGCUCAGCUGAGUACCUCCCCUCUAUUCCUCCGCCUCUUUUGUCUCCCCACCUCUGCUCCAUUACUAUCCCCUCCCCCUCAUGGCGCCUAUUCUCGCUCUUACCUCUCUUCCUCUGUGCUUCCGCCCUCACCCUCUUUCCACCGUACCUCCUCUCCUAUCCUUGCCUUCUUCACCCUCCACCUCCUCCGCUGCACCUUCCUCCCUUCGCACCACCUCUCCUACAUGCCGCUGGACCCCCCCUCUUCUCAACCCCUCCGCGUGGAUUCCGCUGUCCCAUCAGCGUCGCCGCCCUUCUUCCCAGCACGCUCCUGCCGCUGUCACCUCUGGUAUUGGUUCUCUGGCCUCUGCUUUCAGCGUGA
Molecule: messenger RNA, 1014 nt
Organism: Closterium sp. Naga37s-1
Lineage: Eukaryota; Viridiplantae; Streptophyta; Zygnematophyceae; Desmidiales; Closteriaceae
Source: the annotation of a GenBank genome assembly